This is a messenger RNA of Cavia porcellus (domestic guinea pig), 2471 nucleotides long. RefSeq names its product HSPB1 associated protein 1 (gene Hspbap1). The record is from RefSeq and is a predicted model, not a curated record. Gene Ontology annotation, molecular function: 2-oxoglutarate-dependent dioxygenase activity. The transcript is spliced from 8 exons. The coding region runs from base 461 to 2383 and encodes 640 amino acids. Lineage: Eukaryota; Metazoa; Chordata; Mammalia; Rodentia; Caviidae.
AUUACCGGGAGAAUAGGGUAAGACUUAGGUGUAAGAGGGUCAGGAAAAUCAUUUUCUCUGUGUAAAUAAGUGCCACCUAGUUUUAUAACUAUUACUGUCUUUUGUGCCUUACAUGCCCAGUGAGAUUAUAAACUAGCCAGUUUUAUUCAUGUAUAUGAAAGGUAAUCUCUCUGCCCAUCACUCUGGAGGCGACGGCUAAACAUUAUCUUGAUUAACAUUAGAAGAUCUGUGCCCCCAAGUGCACUAGAUCCAUCUCUUGUGAUUUGAGCUGAAGAAAGGGUGAGCGAGGAAGGGUAAAGGCUGUUGGUCUCCGGGCCAGGCAACCCUUUGUUUUGAUAAACAAACCCUGAAGCCUGACGGCUGUCAGUGCCCUUAAAAACCUAAGUCCAGCAGUUCAGCUUGCUUGGGUUGGGGAAUGAGUCACAGGGAACGCAAUUAAAGGACAUCCUGCCAGAGGUUCAUGUUCUUCGGCUGCCUCAGAAGCCAGACGGAGUCACCUUGCUGCCCUAAGGCUAGAAGGGAGAGGGGAAGCCAGAGCAGUCCUGGUAACCGGGACUGGUCAGAGCAGCGCAGGGCCGGCCCUGAAACAUCAAUCCCACAAGGUGGGGCAAGCAAGGGUGGAAAGGAAAAACUGGACUGGAAAACGAGGAGCAGCAGAGACGAAGCUAGCGCUACACCAAAGAAAGCUGGGGCCCGGAAGGCAGCGGGCGCCCCACGCCGGAGCACGUGCUACACGCCGCUCCCCACCGCGGACCAAAACAAACCGGCGUGGCCCCGCCCCGCGCCACCACGUGACCUCGGAGCGCCGUUUCCGGGGGAACCCAGCGAGGCCCCGCGAGGACUUCCGGCGGCGGGUGCAGACUCCUCAGCUCCGUGCACGGUGCCUUCGAGUGGACCCUUCCACGCGGUGAGCAUGGCCGAGGUCACCCAGGAGAACGCUCGCCUGACCCACGCAGCUGGAGCUUCCGGGGAUAAAGGUGAAUAUGUGAAACCUUUUACGCCAGAGAAAGCAAAAGACAUUAUAAUGUCUUUACAGCAACCUGCAGUCUUCCAUAACAUGGUUUCAGACUGGCCCUCGCGACACUGGACUGCUGAGCACCUUUCUGAGGUCCUUCAGCACAAGCGGAUCCGCUUCAGAAUGGGAGUGAAGAGCGCAGACACAGUUCCUCAGUUUGAAACCAUGUGUAGUUAUGUGGACGCUACGCUUGAAGAAUUUCUGACCUGGAACUGUGACCAGUCUAAUAGUUUUGGACCUUUUAGAGAUUAUGAUCAUUCGAAAUUCUGGGCGUAUGCUGAUUAUAAAUAUUUUGUCAACCUAUUUGAAGACAAUUCAGAUGUUUUCCAGGAUGUGCUGUGGUCUGACUUUGGGUUUCCUGGGAGGAACGGCCAGGAAAGUACAUUGUGGAUUGGCUCCCUCGGCGCGCACACCCCCUGUCAUCUGGACACCUAUGGCUGUAACUUAGUCUUCCAGGUGCAAGGAAGGAAAAGAUGGCAUCUCUUUCCUCCUGAAGAUACACCCUGCCUUUAUCCAACUAGAAUCCCUUAUGAAGAAUCUAGUGUGUUCAGUAAAGUCAACGUUGUGAAUCCUGAUUUAAAGCGUUUCCCUUGGUUCCGGAAAGCUCGAAGGCAUUCAGUCACACUGAGCCCAAGACAGGUCCUUUUUGUUCCCAGACACUGGUGGCAUUACGUGGAAUCCAUUGAUCCUGUCACCGUCAGCAUAAAUUCAUGGAUUGAGCUGGAGGAGGACCACCUGGCCCGCGUGGAAGAGGCAAUCACUCGUACGCUUGUGUGUGCUCUGAAAACAUCCGAGGACCCCCACAAUUCCCGGGCUUGGUUAAACCCCACUGAGGUUGAAGCAACCUCUCAUGCAGUCAACUGUAGCUACUUAAGUGGAGCCAUUUCUGCCUUUUUCAGUCAUUCCAGAACCCCAAAGGCAGGAGAAGACGACGUGCUGGAAGCAAAUGGGGGAAGCGUGGAGAAGGAAGGAUCACACGUGUGCAGCCACCCCGAGGUGGACCAGACACGCAGCCGCAGCCAAGGCCCGGGAGCCGGAAAGCGGGCUGCGGCGAGCGGCUUUGGCCCCGACCUCUGCCCUGUACUGCCAGCUCCUGAAGAGCCCCCUGCACACAGAGGUGGCGUAUUUGAAAAUGACAGUAAAGAGCUGGCUGACAAAGAUGAGAAACACUUUGCCAAAUCCUGCUGUCCCCAGAGGCCACAAAUGAUGAGUGAGGACGGAAACGCGACAGGGGGACAGGCUGCUGCGGGUAGUGCUCCCGGCCUGUCUCAAGCGCUCAUUUCUACCGAUGAUUUGCUGGACUGUUUAGUGAAUCCACAAGUGAUCAGGAUGGUGGCACAGCUUUUGAUACAAGGGAAAAGCUUAUGAUUCUCAUAGAAGGCAAAUUUUUAAUAACAUCGUAAAAAUGUAUUUGUAAACUAUAGUAUGAUUUAAAAUAAAAGGUGUAACAGCCAAA